Lytechinus pictus (painted urchin) is the source of this 7791-nucleotide messenger RNA. RefSeq names its product solute carrier family 35 member B1-like. Gene Ontology annotation, biological process: UDP-galactose transmembrane transport. Gene Ontology annotation, cellular component: endoplasmic reticulum membrane; Golgi membrane. The transcript is spliced from 7 exons. Gene Ontology annotation, molecular function: UDP-glucose transmembrane transporter activity; UDP-galactose transmembrane transporter activity. The record is from RefSeq and is a predicted model, not a curated record. Lineage: Eukaryota; Metazoa; Echinodermata; Echinoidea; Temnopleuroida; Toxopneustidae. The coding region runs from base 155 to 1252 and encodes 365 amino acids.
AUAUGUACACGUGUAUAUCAGCUGUUCGGAACAAUUAUCUGUGCAUUAUUGUAUGUAUCGCAUGCUAAAAGCCUGGCGUGGACUUCGUUUAUUGGUUGAUUAAUAGAUCUCUCAUUUUAUUUUGAAGAGCCAUAACUGGCUCAUCGAUUUUCUUAUGACUUCAAAGAGCGGAUUUCAGACGGUGGAUCUAUCAAAUAGUGACCCGAAAGAGUCGGAUUUGAAUCAGAAAAUAGAGAGGCCAAUCGGUAGUCGUCAAAACGAACGUAUUUUUUUAGCACGAAACAAGGAAGAAGAAGGCGGCGAUAUGCCCCAGCCGGGAGAAUCAACGGGCAAGCUCUUGCUUUGUUUUCUUGGUGUAUUUGUAUGCUACUUCUACUUUGGAAUUCUUCAAGAAAAGAUAACAAAGGGCUCCUAUGGCGAAGAUGAAAAAUUCAACUACUUCUUAUGUCUUCUUUUCUUGCCAUGUGUUUUCAAUGCCGUCUAUGCUAAAGCAGUUCUUUACUUCACAAGUGAAGGGUCCGAUCCCACAUCACACAACCUGUAUGCAGCCUGUUCUGUGACCUACCUUGGGGCCAUGGUAGCCAGUAAUAUGGCCCUUCGUUACGUCAGCUAUCCAUUCCAGGUCCUAGGAAAAUCAUGUAAACCAAUUCCAGUCAUGAUUCUGGGUGUGCUUCUUGCCAGAAAAUCCUACCCAUGGAUGAAAUACCUUUGUGUACUCCUGAUAGUCUGUGGUGUUGCAACAUUUGUCUACAAAGAUAAGGGCACCAGCAAAAACAGUGACCACUUCUUGGGUAUUGGAGAAAUUCUAGUGAUGGUGUCUUUAACAUUUGAUGGACUGACAGGAGCUAUUCAAGAGAAAAUGAGAGGAAGGUUUAAAACUCAGUCACAUCACAUGAUGUUUAGUAUGAAUGCAUGGUCAAUUUUAUACCUUGGCAUAGCUAUCUUUGUAACAGGAGAAGUAUUUGAAUUUAUACCAUUUGUGCUACGUCACCCUUCAGUGCUGCCUAAUAUUGUUCUUUUUGGAUUAGCUAGUGCCAUAGGUCAGCAUUUUAUAUUUAUGACGGUGGCCACCUAUGGCCCUCUCACCUGCUCCAUCAUCACAACAACAAGAAAGUUUUUCACCAUCCUCGGCUCUGUCAUCUUCUUUUCCAACCCAAUGUCCUCCAGACAGUGGAUAGGUGUAGCCCUAGUAUUCACCGGCCUUGGUCUCGACAGUAUCUUCGGCAAGAGCAGAGCCAAACCAAAGAAUUGAAGUGACUCGUCGCGAUAUCUUGUGAAAAAAAUGUUACGUACAUUUUCACGAGCUUCACUUUGAUUGCAAAGUAUGGUGUUCCCUUGAAGAUAGCAAGAUCAAAGAACAGCGAUGCAUGAAUUGUGAUUGUGAAGCAGGGAUUCAUGAAUGUGCAUGAGAUUGCUAAGAACUGUAUCAUGUAUAACCACCUUUGUGAAUUCAGGACUGUAUCUCUAAAUUCAAAAAUUUUGAGUAGAGCUCAGAAAAAACACUAUUCAAGAGUUAUGACAAAAGUGUCAACUUCUUUUGCCUAGAAAUAGUUCUCUACAUGAAGGAGGACGUUUUCAGACAGUAUGAGGUUGCCGCCAUAGCUGUAAUUCUAAAAUACAGCCUUUUCUAAGCUUUCCUUAUAUAUAUUUUUUUUAAUUUUGGGAUACAAGGCUUUAAGAUCCCACUGACAAUGUGGGAUAGGCUGAGGUAUACGCAUGGGAAAGAUAAUUUAGGGUUUUGAAUAAACGCAUCAAAUAUCAGAGUCUUACACCGAAAAUGUAAGACUUGCAUGUCUGUGACCAUAUCAAAGAUAUUGUCAUCAGACAUAGUCAAUAGGUGACAUAGAUUUAUCUCGAUAGACCUUAUGCAUGUGACGUCAUGCAGCCUGAAAAACCAAAACGCACCCUCAGAGGACAAGCAAGGUUUUUAGAGGAUGUUCAUUCAUACACGAUUUGUGUAAUUUCGAUCAUGUUAACACUUGGGCAAUCUCAUGUAAAGGGUGCGUCGCCAAGGUCACUGUUGGUCCUGUAAUGUGGUGUCGUGAUUGUUUAUUAAGCUGCUGAUGAUGUCAGUGCAUAUGGUCACAUGACACAAUCGAUAGUAAUUUACUGUACAAUUGAAUUGAAUGUUUGAUUGCACAUAAAGAUCAGUGUUACGGCCACUGGGGAGUAUUCCGUGGAAUAUUUAUUCUGUUUCUUGUACCAACAACUGUUACAAGCUGCAGAAAUCCUUUCAUCUGAUUGGCUGAAAGCAAGUGAAGUAUUGAAAAUAACCGACAAGGUGCUUCUUGAAAUACGCCCUUGGAACCUGUCUUUCCAAACUGUCUUUUGAUGAGAUAAUCAAUCCAUAGAAAAUUUUAUUACGGAAUGUUCAAGCCUAUGUUAUGUCUGAUUUUUGUCUCACCUGCAUAGCAGAGUGAGACUAUAGGCGCCGCUUUUCCGACGGCGACGGCGGCGACGGCGGCGUCAACAUCAAAUCUUAACCUGAGGUUAAGUUUUUGAAAUGACAGCAUAACUUAGAAAGUAUAUGGACCUAGUUCAUGAAACUUGGCCAUAAGGUUAAUCAAGUAUUACUGAACAUCCUGCCUGAGUUUCAUGUCACAUGACCAAGGUCAAAGGUCAUUUAGGGUCAAUGAACUUAGACCAUGUUGGGGGAAUCAACAUCAAAAUCUUAACCUAAGGUUAAGUUUUUGAAAUGUCAUCAUAACUUAGAAAAUAUAUGGACCUAGUUCAUGAAACUUAUACAUAAGGUUAAUCAAGUAUCACUGAACAUCCUGCAUGAGUUUCACAUCACAUGACCAAGGUCAAAGGUCAUUUAGGGUCAAUGAACUUUGGCCGAAUUGGGGGUAUCUGUUGAAUUACCAUCAUAACUUUGAAAGUUUAUGGAUCUGAUUCAUGAAACUUGGACAUAAUAGUAAUCAAGUAUUACUGAACAUCCUGUGCAAGUUUCAGGUCACAUGAUCAAGGUCAAAGGUCAUUUAGGGUCAAUGAACUUUGGCCAAAUUGGGGUAUUUGUUGAAUUACAGCCAUAAAUUUGAAAGUGUGUUGGUCUAGUUCAUAAAACUUGGACAUAAUAGUAAUCAAGUAUCACUGAACAUCCUGUGCGAGUUUCAGGUCACAUGAUCAAGUUCAAAGGUCAUGUAAGGUCAAAGAACUUUGGCCACGUUGGGGGUAUUUGUUGAAUUGCCAUCAUAUCUCUAUAAGUGUAUUGGUCUAGUUCAUAAAACGUGGAAAUAAGAGUAACCAAGUAUCACUGAACAUCUUGUGCGAGUUAUAGUAGUUUUCAAAAUCAGCACUGCUGCUAUAUUGAAUCGCGUGAUGCAGGUGAGACGGCCAGAGGCAUUCCACUUGUUGUAAAAAGUGCCCCUGUCAUCUUAGAUAAGGCCAAAAUUGUAUGAGUGGAAUACUGAAUAUAUUUAUUUUAUGGAGCUAUUUGUACAUAUACUUUUAUAUUCACAUUAGCAUAAAAAUGAUUGCCUUUUACUUGUCUUGUGAAACUUGUUCAAAUAUACCUCAACGGGGCCAGUAAAUGAUAAUGAUAAUACUGUAAAUUCGUAGAGUGCACACACUGUCAGAGAAUGCUCACGGUGCUAGACUGCUAGCCCAGCAUCAGUUCUCUAGUCUAUACAUAAACAAACUAGUUUGAAACUACAAAUUCCAAACAUAAACCUUAAAUUAUGUGAUGCAAAAGGUAAAAAUAUUAGCGGGUAUAUAAUUUUUAAUCAGUCACUGGAAUUUAUAGCUACAUUCUGAUGGGGCCUGAUGCCCAUUCACCAACAGUGUCAGGGUCAAGCCUGGUCAGCUCACUUCUCAAAGGAGCUCUGGCAAAUAAGGACACCCGUUCCCUAACCAAUGUUGGAUCAUGGUGGUAGAAAGAAAUCUCCAUGGUUGAAUCAUGCCAAAAUAAUGAUAUUUCUCCCUUGUAAAGAAAAAAAACCUGCACUUUUAUUUCAUAUCGUUAAAUGUUACAGACCGGGGUCACAGAGGUCAAUUAAAUUAUUAUAUGAAAAUGUCUCAUUCUUACAAUUAACAUAGCAACAUUUGAUGGACCAACUUCAAACUUAGCUCAAAUUCAUAUAUGGGAAUGUGACCUUGAUCUGAUUUGAUCCGGAUAUCAGAAUUAAACUUGAUUUAUUAAUGAUUAGGGAGAGACAAUCUGGGUGGAUUGUUUUUUUCUUCUAAUGUUAAAAAUGGACAGUGCAAUAUAUUUCACAAGGCCUCUGGGAAUGGCAGAUGUGAAAUAAAAUGCGCAGUCACAAAUUCAUCUCGUUUCUUAAUUCUUCAUGCCCCCGCCCGCCUAAGGUGGUUGGUGAAGGCAUUAUUUAUUAUUCGGUAUUUAUCUAUUUCUUUUUUACUAUCUAUUACCUUGUAUUUUAUGCAUGUACAUAUAUGUUCAAAUAUACUGAGACUCUUGGAAAUACACUGAGCCUCGUUUGAGUCAGAUUAUUAUUAUUUUUUUUUUGUACAUGAUUUUAGUGUAAUUUCCAUUGAAAUUCAAGAGGGGAAGAUUCUUGAAUUGUGAAUUAUAUUCACUUAAUAAAAGUUUGCUGGACAUUUCAACAAUAUAAAGGGCACUUGCACCACUCUGGAUUUUUUUUUCUUAACAUGUUUGAUGCAUGUAACGCAAUGGUAUCUGUAGAAUAGUUUUAAAGUGAACGUGGAGUUACAUCUGGGGGGUCAUGUUAGCCUAAAAUUAAAAUGAGAGAUUCAUUAAUCCAUCUAUAAUGGUUCAUGGCGAUUGAACAAAAUAUGAUUUAAUAUGGUUGUGUGUGAAAAUCUAUUUUUGGAUAAUAAUUGACAAAACCAGUCACACCAUUUUCAAUUUUCUGAGAAAUGGACAUUUAUGGAAUUUAUACUUCAUAAGAGUGGACUGCUCACAUGUGCCGUCACAAAUUCAAAGAUUUUGAAAAUUCAUUACUUUGCCAUUCAUCCAUCAAAAUAUUGCCAGACCUUUUGAUGUUUUCUCCCAUUUUUCUGUUCUUAUUAAAACCAACUUUGAUUGGAGUUAUGUCAACUUCCCCUUUUAUGAACUCUAGAUGUGAUAUGGCUGGAUGAUAUGACACGGUGUACUCAGGAACAUACUGCAAUUUAAAAUAUGUAUUGAAACAUCCAAGAAUCUAUUCUGAUCCAUAAUCAAUUUCAAAUCUAUGACAAGCCAUGUAAUGAGUCACAAUGUGUGCAUUUUAUAAUACAUGCGCAAAAGGUGUGCCCUUGUUGAUUAGUGCACUUAAAAAUUCAAUUUGUUUUAUUUCAUUUUCAACAGAACAAAGUAAAGUGGACGUAUAUAAUUAAAAUGACAAACUUAUUCACUCAUUCUUGUUAAACCAGAGAGAUUGGUCGACCACAGCAUACUCAAUAUCAUUCAUUAUCAGUGUUUCUCUUCUAAAGUGAUUAAAAAUCUCACUUAAACUCUCCAGUUUUCCUUGAAUUGGUUCUACUGAUUAAUCUUUAUUCAAUUCCCUGUGCUUGGGAUUCAUUUUUCAGUUAAAUACUUCUUUACAUUUUUCAAUUUCAUUCGCAGCUGGUGCUGUCUUGUAUGUCUUAUGGAGCGUUGCAAGUCAAUUUUUGUUCCCAAAAUCAGUUAUUAUAGUUAUGAUAACCUUUCAAUUCAUUGCAAAUUAACACUAAAUCAUUAGUCUAUAUUUUGAAACAAGGAGUUCAAAUUGGUGUGCUUUUGUUAAAAUUGAUUUAUCGUUUGUUAGAUUGAUUGCCAAUAUUUUCUUGCAACACCCCCCAUCAGAAAAAAUGGUAAACCAACAAGCCUCAAAGUGAUUGUAAGACACAUUUAUUCUUUUUAAAUGUCACACAACACUAGUUUGGUCAAUGUGGGAGAAACCAAAAAUCUUAUGAAUUUUAAUCUGAAGAAUACAUGUCUGUUGGAUAAUUUUGUUGAUGAAAUUCAUCGCACUGUUUGUUAAUGAGAAAGAACUCAAUAAGAUUCCCAGGAUGUCCCACAAGAAGUUGAAUGAAUAUUAGAGCAUUGCUGUAACAACUUUCGAAUCAUGUGCCAGAUGCAAAUUGUACAAUUGCCCUGGAUAUUGCAAUUUAUUAUUAUAUUUUUUUCAUCUGUCAUAUAUAUACAUGCAUUUGUAUUAUUUAUGGUGUGUCCUACACUGCAUUUUAAUGGUAUGCAUUAAGCAUUUAUGUUGUUAUUCAAGAAUUGUUUUUACAAUAUGAUAGUCUUUACUUAAGAAAGUACUAUCUGAUUGAGUUUUUGUUAUGAAAUAACCAAGAUCAUUGACUAUAAUCAAUCCUAUAAGCAGUGGCAAAUCUAGGAUUUUGAAAUAGAUGGACACAGAUGAAAAUAUUCCUAGAUUUAGCGAUAUUAGUUUGUUGUGUUAAUGUGUUUACAAUGGGCAAUUCUCAAAAUAUAGCAGGUGCAUGCACCCACUGUGCUCCCCACCUAGAUCCGCCAUCGCCGUUAUGUCUGUAAGGUUGGCAAUCAAAGCAAAAUGUUAUGUUAUUGUGCCCAGUCGGUGUUUCAUAAAGCUGUCUGUAAGUUAAGAGCGACUUUAAGAACAACUGGUGAUCCUUUCUUGUGGCAAAUAGUAUAUUCAUUCAUUGGUGAUGGUUUAGCACGUAAGACAGGUUCACCAGUUGUUCUUUAAGUCGCUCUGAACUUACAAACUGCUUUAUGAAACGGCCCCCUGUUUUAAUAAUAACAAUAACUGUAGUAGGUUCCCGAAGGGGCCACUUCCAUUGACGAGUGGAUACCAUGCACGACCAUGGGGUCUUGAAAAGCACCCUAAAUACGUAUUUUCCAUAUUCUGAAAAUGCACCCCUUAACAAGUAUAGGCGUGUGAAACCCUACCCUUAACAAGUAUUGGAAACAAAUACUAUUGGCAAGUAUUCCCAGAAUUGAGCCCCUAACCAAGUACAGCGAUGUAUUUUCCAUAUUCUGAAAAUGCACCCCUUAACAAGUAUUGGAAACAAAACGAUACUCUUGGCAAGUAUUCCCUGAAAUGAACCCCUAAACAAGUACAUCAAUAUUUUAUUGUUAUGUCACGGGUCCGUCGGUCGUGGGUUUUACCUUUACACACCAUUUGGUUUAGUACGGCCCCACCUUCCACACCUCGCACAAAUCGGACUCUAAACACGUAAUGUUGGGGCAAAAAGAACAUCCUUUAUAAAACAUUUUGAUUUUGUUUUAUCAUCCCUGCAAAUUUGACCCUAAACACGUAUAUUUUUCCGAGCGAAAUAGAUACACCUUUUUCAAUAUUUUUGUGUUUUUGACACCCUUAUCACGUUACGUACGUGCCCUAUCUUGAAAAAGACACCCUUUUUUACAUGUUUUUUUGGUCGUGCAUGGUAUCUACUCGUCAAUGUAAGUGCCCCCCCCCCCCCCCGGAGUAGGUUCUUAUAGUGCAUAUGAGUGACACUCAUGGUGCUCCACCCCAAACUGGAUGUAGCAAAGCUGCCAAUAGGGCACUUGGCAUCUCAAGGAAUAAUUCAAUGCAAUGGUGUCUUCAAUUGUAAAUUAAUUUUAAUGACAAUCACAGUGAAAUUGGAAACCUAGAAAUUAUGUUGUUACAUGAAAAUUCGGGGGUUUUCUUGUAAAGAUAUUUAUGAAUCUCAACAUUUGCAUUGCACACAGGAUUAAAAAGGGAAAAAGUAGGGACAAGAGAAAAUUGUUAAUGUGGACAAUUUGAAAAUAAAAAGUGAUGAAAAGGGCUUCAAAAGAUUUAACAUUACCAAAUGUUAACUAGACAUUUUAAUGUACAAUAGAUUUAGAAUGACAUAAAAGCACUUAAUAAAUUAUUUACCAGUCAUUCUUACCAUGACAUUGGAAAA